This is a messenger RNA of Fomitopsis serialis, 752 nucleotides long. RefSeq names its product Decaprenyl diphosphate synthase-like protein. Lineage: Eukaryota; Fungi; Basidiomycota; Agaricomycetes; Polyporales; Fomitopsidaceae. Bases 1 to 732 code for a protein of 243 amino acids. The transcript has 5 exons. Gene Ontology annotation, cellular component: dehydrodolichyl diphosphate synthase complex; endoplasmic reticulum; lipid droplet. Gene Ontology annotation, molecular function: ditrans,polycis-polyprenyl diphosphate synthase [(2E,6E)-farnesyl diphosphate specific] activity. The record is from RefSeq and is a predicted model, not a curated record.
AUGGUCCUCUCACUUGUCUACCGCUCAAUACAGAGGCUCGUGCACACCGCUGUGACCAACUUCUGCGAUGUCGCCCUCACCGUCCUCGCAGCCGGUCCCAUCCCCCGCCAUGUUGCCUUCAUCAUGGACGGCAACCGACGGUAUGCGCGUUCCCACCACCAACCCGCCCAGGAAGGUCACGCGCAGGGCGGCAUUGCAUUGCGACGUGUGCUAGAAAUAUGCAUGCUCCUCAAAGUGCGCUGCGUAUCUGUAUACGCAUUUGCCAUCGACAACUUCAAACGUACGCCGGAGGAAGUUGAUGACCUUAUGACGCUUCUAGAGACACUGCUCCUCGAGCUCUGCCAACGCGGGGAGCUACUGGACGAGUACGGCGUCCGGUUGACUUGUCCUUGCAGCGCAAUUUUCAACGUCUGCAUGCCCUACGGUGCUCGGAACGAGAUCGCCACAGCCGUCGACCUCGCCGUCGAGCACGCACUCUCAAAGAGGCAAAAGACGAUCACAGAAGACGACAUCGGCGCUCAUCUGAUGACUACCCGUGUGGGCAGCCCGCCGCUCGAUCUACUCGUACGCACGAGCGGGGUGCGCCGACUGAGCGACUUCCUCCUCUGGCAGUGCUGUGAAGACACGCAGCUGCAGUUCCUCAACCCGACGUGGCCUGAGUUUGGGUUGUGGGACUUGGUGUCGAUUAUCUUGGACUAUCAGCGGAGAGCGUGGUCUGCGCAGGCCGCAUAGAAUGCAUCAUGCCUUGGGAU